Podospora pseudocomata is the source of this 1448-nucleotide messenger RNA. RefSeq lists its product as uncharacterized. NCBI's taxonomy places the organism in Eukaryota, Fungi, Ascomycota, Sordariomycetes, Sordariales, Podosporaceae. The record is from RefSeq and is a predicted model, not a curated record. Bases 627 to 1301 code for a protein of 224 amino acids. The transcript has 3 exons.
CCGGCCUGUACCCCGGCGAACUGACCGGGCUGUCGACGGGGCUGAAGAACCGAAGCACCGGACACCUCCAUCAUGUCUGCCUUUUGGCCCCCGACGCGGCAGCUGCACGGCCAAAGAGGGCUGAGCCACACCGUAUUUAGAACAGUCGAGUCCACCAACCCUGGACCGUUUCAUGUUGGUCCCAACGCGGGGGAGUGGAUGUCGGGGAGUUAAUGAGUGUGACUACCGUGGGUUGUUGUAUCUGUAGAUUUCGAACCUUGUCUGCGCUGGACAAUUGUGAAAGGCUCCAUACUAAAGAAACUCUGCCAACCGUUAGCUACGAACCAGUGCGGAAAGAACGACCACUGACACGGUCCCAGUCUCGACCCACUCCAGCCAUCCACUCGGCAUCCCAAACACAGCUCUAGAAACAGCAACAAUUGCUGCCAUUUUCAUCCCUAUCUCGGUCGUUUUGCAACUUGCUGGCACAUAUACUAUAAAACACACAGUCACUGGUCAAUCACACCUCAUCUCGUCGUUUGCGUCUGGUAUAGAUAUCGGCCCUCAUCAGUUUUAUGCUGGCCUCAACACCUGACACCCACCCGCCCAGAACCACCUACCGUUAAGAACUUACACCGUUCACUACAAUGACAGCCACAAACACCCACACACCAACCCUCUCAGUCAUAACACGCGUCCCUAUCCCCGCCAGGGUUGAUCCCAAGGCCGUCCUCGCAAGCCUCCACGCCUACGAGCCCCUCAUCAAAGCCAACCCCUACGUUGCCCACUUUGAGCAGCGGCACCUCGAUGUCUCGGAAGUCGUAGAUGAUCCCCUGUUUCUCGAAUCUGGCACCAAGCUGCAGGCCUUUAUAGUGGUGGACCGGGUCCCUGUCAUUCCUGGUCUCGGCGCCUGGGGCACCAAGGAGGUGGGCAUCCCGUGUGUAAUGCAGAGCUUUGACCAUGGCGUCCGGGUUCGAGCCAAUGCCCAGGCAGGCGUGGUGGUGAGGAGCAGUUACGAAGUCAGGAGGAGGGGGGAGGUGCAAGACGGCCCAGACUUGUUGCUUGGGCCUGGUGACGAAGGAGAGUGGGAGCUGGUGGAAAUUGCGGGAAUCGACUGCAACUUUUUCGUCAAACACUUUGUCAGAUCCAGGUUUUCGAGUGCGCAUCAGGAAAUCCUGCAGAGGGUCGUGGAUGGCGUCGCCAGGAAAACUGAUGCUGCCGCUGCUGGGGUUAACACUGGUCCUGCUGUCGCAGAUGCUGGGACGCCGGCGGAGGCCUUGCCAGUGGUGUCUUCACCUUUCCCUGCGCCAACAACUUUCUAGCCAGCUCCCAAAACUGCUUCGCAAACUCAAAAUCCUCCUCCACAGCCGGGAUAUCCACCGCCUUCCUGAACGCCUCCCCCAAGGCCGUAUACGCAAACGUGAACCCGCUGUCAACCUUGCCAUUCACCCCCUUGACCACCUCGUCCG